This is a messenger RNA of Rhagoletis pomonella (apple maggot), 1185 nucleotides long. RefSeq lists its product as uncharacterized. The record is from RefSeq and is a predicted model, not a curated record. NCBI's taxonomy places the organism in Eukaryota, Metazoa, Arthropoda, Insecta, Diptera, Tephritidae. Bases 1 to 1185 code for a protein of 394 amino acids. The transcript is spliced from 3 exons.
AUGCCCCUUAAUGAACGUGAAUCGAGAACUGGAGCAGAAGCGGGUGCCGGAAUAGAAGCGCAGCCUCAUAUAGUGACUCCAAUGGCUGCAUUCCACUUUGAUGCGUUCGAUGGGAAAAAGACAACGUGGAGUCGUUGGGUAAAACGAUUCGAGACGGCGUUAUUGAUUUUCAAUGCAGACUCAACUAAGAAGCGCCAGAUAUUGUUACACUACAUGGGAACGGCGACCUAUGAUUUUCUCUGCGACAAUGUUCUACCCAUAGUUCCGGAGGACAUGUCAUAUGAAAACAUUGUCCAGAUUUCUGAGGAGGCACUACAUGAUUGUGCAGUGGAGGAGUUAUUCCAGAUCGAGGACGCAUCGUGUUCGAUAGCAGCAGCUACCGGAGGCGCAAAGAAUCGCGCCAAGCCAACUUGCAAGCUGCCGGUAAACAAUGCAUUGAUAGAGUUCGAAAUAGAAACUGGAGCGCCUGUCACGAUUAUAAGCUUAGCUUACGCAAAGAAGCAUUUUGCGAAAUUGCUCGUCAUUCCGACUGACGUACAGCUGGUCAGUUACUGCAACACACCGCUAGAGUGUCUAGGUUAUAUUUGGGUAACAGCGAUGGCAGACCCGUCAGCUAAGGCCCAACUUAGGGAGGAUGGCAAUGUUAAAGCCAUAGGUACGACAACUUCAGACGAAUAUUUGGAGAAAAUCUUAAAGAACUACCCGAAUUUGUUUUCACCCACUGUUGGAAAAAUAACGGGCUACCAAGCGAGAUUAUACCUAAAGGAGAAUGCAGUGCCGAAAUUUUUGAAAGCAAGGCGAGUCGCGUUCCCACUUUGGAAAGCAGUUGAGCGCGAACUGCAAAGACAGGUUGAAGAGGGGCUGUUAGUGAGAGUCGACAGGUUGAAGUGGGCAACACCGAUAGUGGUUGUGCCAAAGAGCGGCGGUGCCGUGCGGAUAUGUAGUGACUAUAAAGUCACACUAAAUCCAGAGUUAGUGGUCGAUGAGCAUCCGCUGCCGACCAUCGACGAACUUUUAAGCACGAUGGCAGGAGGCGUUCAGUUCACUAAAAUUGACCUCUCUAAAGCGUACCUACAGUUGGAAGUACACCCGGAUAAAAGGCAUUUGCUCACAAUCAACACGCAUAAAGGGCCCUAUCAGCCAACACGCAUGAUGUUUGGCAUAGCAUGCGCACCUGCAAAAUGA